This is a messenger RNA of Hyaloscypha bicolor E, 1555 nucleotides long. Its product is annotated as Metallo-dependent hydrolase. Lineage: Eukaryota; Fungi; Ascomycota; Leotiomycetes; Helotiales; Hyaloscyphaceae. Gene Ontology annotation, molecular function: hydrolase activity, acting on ester bonds. The coding region runs from base 176 to 1249 and encodes 357 amino acids. The record is from RefSeq and is a predicted model, not a curated record. The transcript has a single exon.
CGCGCACCAGUGACUUUUGAGGUCGAACCAUGAAACCCCAGCUCCUGUAUGAGAAAGUCGGUUGAAGGGUGAUCGAUUCUAUCAACUAGGGGUUCGUAUGGCUUCAGGUCCAGCUCAUGAUGCCUUUCCGUGGCAUCUUGGUGUCUUUGAUGCCCAUUGCCACCCAACCGACACCAUGAGUACGGCCUCAUCGAUCCCGAGAAUGAAAGCACGUGUCUUAACAGUGAUGGCCACAAGAGGUCAAGACCAAGAGCUUGUUGCUCAAGUUGCUGAGACAUACGGGUUGAAAUCAUCCGAUACGAGCAGGAGAGUGGAGAACGAAUGCCUGGUUCCCUGCUUUGGAUGGCAUCCUUGGUUUUCUUAUCAAAUGUAUGACGAUAACGAGAAACCCGUAUCAGGCUCCAGCUCGGAAGACUUCAAGAUUCAGCAUUAUCAAUCUGUCUUGACGCCAAAGCCUGAAGAUUCAGCCUUUCUCUCUUCCCUUCCGGCUCCACGUUCACUGCAAGCAUUCCUUGGGGAGACGAGGAGCUAUCUGGAGAAAUAUCCUGUAGCACUUGUUGGUGAAAUUGGGUUGGACAAAGGAUUCCGGCUUCCGGGCAUCCAAUCAUCCGGCUCGGAGGUAUCGAGAGACCAUUCUCUCACUCCUGGCGGUCGGGAAGGCAGACGCCUCACUCCAUAUCGAGUCAAGAUGGAUCACCAAAAGGCCGUUCUAAAAGCGCAACUCAGGCUUGCGGGAGAGAUGAAGCGUGCUGUAUCUAUUCAUGGAGUUCAAGUACACGGAGUCUUGUUUGAUACUCUGCAGGAGACAUGGAAAGGCUACGAAAAAGAGGUCCCCAGCAAGGAGAGAAAGAAGGUAGAGAAAAUACCGCCACCUGAGGAUGACGAGCCAGAAGAGCCUUCGAAAGAGGAGCCGCUGAAACCCUUCCCUCCUCGAAUAUGCCUACAUUCCUAUUCAGGACCACCGGAGCCUCUGAAACAAUACUUGCAUCCCUCAACCCCUGCCGAUAUCUUCUUUUCAUUCUCUGCUGUCAUCAACAUGUCAAGCCCAACCAGUUCAAAAGCAGUCGAGGUCAUCAAAGAAGUACCGGAUGAUCGUAUCUUGGUUGAGAGCGAUUUACAUAUUGCUGGUGAUGAGAUGGAUAGUAAGCUGGAGGAGAUGUGCCGGAAGAUUUGCGAAAUAAAAGAGUGGAGCCUGGAAGACGGAGUGACCAAACUCGGAGAUAAUUGGCAUCGAUUCGUUUUUGGAUAGUAUGAAAGAGACAGCAUUGAGAUCAAGUCUAGCUAACGGAAAGGAGGCUCUAGCACCAAGCUGAAUAUUUGGGGACACUUGGUUGAAUGAGCAGGAGAGGGAAAGGGUGGUUCUCUGGGGUACCUAGUUGAAUGGAUGAGUGAGGGUCAACAAUUGUUCAAGGGAAGUUGAUCGAAGGAGUAGAAGAGGGGAAAGGUGAUUUGCUCAAAACGCUCUUGGUCGAAUGAGACAUUUUCUUGUGAAGAGAGUGGACUUACUUUCCAACUUUUAAAUUCUCCAAGACUUCUUAAAUUUAUGAAACUUAAC